AAGAGGUUCUCAAUGUCACUCCGGUGAAGUCAACUGAACUUUACGAUGUGACUUAAAUACAUGUAUUUUCGUCUCUACUAUGAGAGGUGGUGCAGACAUUGCUUUUUAAGAUAACGAAAUAGUUUGUCGGUGUCAAAAUGGCAAACAUCUCCCAGCCUACGGAAAAGUCCAUUGAUUUGAAGCAAACAGAUUUUUUACGAGAGGCAAUAAAUUGUGCUUCUAAAGAAAAUGAAAAGCCCCAAGAAGUAAGCAAAUUAAAGAGCUUAGUAGGAGAAGAUAUGAAGUCUCUGGAAAUGAAAGCUUCUGAUGACAAGACCGCGGAAAGUCCCACCGGGCAGCCUAAUUUCUUCAACGUCGCAGAGCGCGUGCCUUUCGCGGCACCCGUAGACGGUGAGGUCGAUUGCUUGCAGUUCUUCGCAGCAGGGGACGACUACACGAAUUUCUUUCUCAACUUCAGUUUCCUGUUCAAAGUGGUCAUUAACGAAGCGCGCCUUCACCUCAGUCACAUGCGCAAGGCGUAUGCCAGAGACGAAGGCAAGAGCCAGACUCUGCGCUCUCUGCUGCUGAGCGCCCAGCGACGCGGCGACGCUGAGCCUGGCAUUGUGCUCCUGUGGUUCAGGAGGUCAGGGUGGCACAGGGCGUUGAUGCUGAAGACGGUGCCGCACCACGCUGACGUGGUCAAGGUCUUGUGCUUCGGCGCCGCCGCGCCUGACGAGCUCGCGCUGUUCACGGCAGGCGCGGCGCACACGCGUCAUCUGCCCGCCGUCAUCGCAGCCAUCGACGACGCCCUACGUCAGACCGGCGUCGACAUGAACCAGAAGGCGCCCUGA
This is a messenger RNA of Hyalella azteca, 830 nucleotides long. RefSeq lists its product as uncharacterized. The coding region runs from base 138 to 830 and encodes 230 amino acids. The transcript is spliced from 5 exons. The record is from RefSeq and is a predicted model, not a curated record. Lineage: Eukaryota; Metazoa; Arthropoda; Malacostraca; Amphipoda; Hyalellidae.